CCAGUGAAAAGUCACCACAGCAGGACACUGCACUUCCUCACUUCGGCACCGCACAUACGCGCUCAGACGCCACAAUGGAUUCCUGUUUUCGCGCACUUUGCAUGACUUUUGUCCUGACAUCGUUCACCCGGAGGUCAGGUGCGGUCGGACCGGUUAUCAAAUGCGAGCCAUGUGACGCUGGAGCGCGGCUUUUGUGCAAACCUUUACCCAAGGACUGCGCCGAGAAGGUCCGCGAACCGGGCUGCGGCUGCUGCAUGACUUGCGCGCUGAGCUUCGGCCAGCCGUGCGGCGUGUACACUGGGAGAUGUGGCUCCGGACUGACUUGUCAGCAUCAGCCCGGUGAGACGAAACCCCUGCAGGCUCUGCUGGAGGGACGGGGGAUCUGUGCAAACGCUACUAGCAAACGACCCGCCGCCAGACCGACACCUCCACUCAAUGAGCUGCCAGCAGAGAAUAUUGAGACCCAGGACGAGGAGAGGAAUUCCACCGGCUCGGGCCCUCAGACCGCGUACAGCACCUACAGACCCACGGGGCCCCUGAGACCUCCGCUUCACCCCUUCUUCCCCUCUGCCAAGUCAGAGGUCCUCAGACGGGAGCAGCAGAAGCGAACCCAGAGCUUUAAAAUGGAGGAGCUGCCGGGACCACUCAUCACAGACCAGCAAAACUUCUCUCUGGAGACCAAACAGGAGCCUGAGUAUGGUCCCUGUCGGAGAGAGAUUGAGAGCAUUCUCGGCAGCCUCAAGAUUACAGACAUUCUCAACCCCAGAGGUUUCCGCAUACCAAACUGUGACAAGAAGGGCUUCUAUAAGAAAAAACAGUGCCGUCCAUCCAAAGGCAGAAAGCGAGGCUUCUGUUGGUGUGUGGACAAAUACGGGCAGCCUUUGCCAGGUUUUGAUGGAAAGGAGCGAGGAGACGCCCAGUACUACAACUCCGAGAGCCAAUAGGAGCAGAGCAGGACGGAGGGAGGGAGGGUGGGAGUGAGCGCGAGAAGAAUUGUAAACAAAUGGAGACACUGAGGAUAUUGGGAGAGAGGUCAAGAGAUGGCUUCAGCCGAUAUAUGGAUGUUUGCUGUUUCUAUCUGUUGCCUGUGGGACCUUUUCUGAGGCAAAGGGAACAGAGGAAGAGGUACCGGGAGGAAAAAAAACCCCGUGUCGACGGACGGAUUCUUCAUGUUUGUCUCUGACCCAUGCAGGGCACCGACUGAGAGGAGGACACACUUCAAGAAUACAUCUCAGAAGCCUGACUCUCUAAAACACAGAGACACUCUGUACUUGUCACAAACAUUGAUGAGCGCGCUCUUCAUUUACGCACAACUAAGUGGCAUUGCACAUGUGCACGUGCUUGUGAUGUGUUAUCGUAGUUUGUAUGCUUGUGAUUUGUUAUAGAGACAUUUUGUGCGGUCACCACAAGCAUAAGAUGUAUGUACUGUAUGUAUGAAUAGCCUUCAUCUUUCAGAGUAAGCAUGCGGUGCCUUACUAUGAAUUCCUGUUCCUAUGAAUUCCAUUUUUUCCGGCUGCUUCCUGCUCCUCCGGGAGUCGGACUGCUGGACUGUGCAGCUCAAACACGACAGUGCGUAUUAAGUUUUUUUAUGCUUGAUCUCAAGCCACAGAAAGAGAGACAUUUCCUUCAAUCUGUGCUGUGGUUGUUACUGUUUUGUUGUCACUUUGCAUAAGCUGAAUUUUCGGGAUAAAGGCCACAAGCCGCUAUCUCUGAUCUCUGUGUAGCCGGUGAUAUUGUUCAUCACUUGCCUUGGUUUGAGUAAAUACGCUGUUUGCAUGUACAAUGCAAC
Messenger RNA from Chelmon rostratus (copperband butterflyfish), 1789 nucleotides. Its product is annotated as insulin-like growth factor-binding protein 3. Gene Ontology annotation, molecular function: fibronectin binding; insulin-like growth factor I binding; insulin-like growth factor II binding. The coding region runs from base 75 to 944 and encodes 289 amino acids. Gene Ontology annotation, biological process: regulation of insulin-like growth factor receptor signaling pathway. The transcript is spliced from 4 exons. Gene Ontology annotation, cellular component: extracellular region. The record is from RefSeq and is a predicted model, not a curated record. Lineage: Eukaryota; Metazoa; Chordata; Actinopteri; Chaetodontiformes; Chaetodontidae.